Molecule: messenger RNA, 3063 nt
Organism: Salvia hispanica
Lineage: Eukaryota; Viridiplantae; Streptophyta; Magnoliopsida; Lamiales; Lamiaceae
Product: putative late blight resistance protein homolog R1A-3
Biological process (GO): defense response to other organism
Molecular function (GO): ADP binding
Source: RefSeq, a predicted model, not a curated record
AUGGCGGCUUAUGCAUCUCUGCUCUCUCUUAUGCAGAUUUUCCAUCAGCUCCAGCAUCAUCCUUCGCCUCCGAUUUCUAUGGACAAAAAACAAGUUGAAUCUCUCACUGAAAUUGUUAUGUUCUUGCAGGAAUUUCUCGAAGGUUAUAAGUCUCCUUAUGCUGAUGGCGAUGAAGCAGAUCCUUUGGAGAUGCACAUCGCUGAUUCAGUCUAUGCAGCUGAAGAUAUCAUUGAAUCUCAUAUUGUCCAUCAAAUUCGGCCUUCUGUCUUGGUCUGGUACGAGGCUCUGAGUGAUGUGAUCGAAAGCAUGGGUUUGAUCAACGAAUCAUCAGCACUCAUACUGGAAACAAUUGUGUUUCAGAUUCGGUGUUUGAGAAAAGACAAGGUGAUAAAAGACAUGGAUUGGAUCAUCGCAGUCAAAGGUGAGCUGUUGCAGAGACAGGCCUCAUCAUCGGCUGAUUCCUCAACAUCUGUAGACUUGUUGUAUGAGAGUGAGGUGAAGGUGAUAGAAUACAUGGAUUUGAUCCGGAAAGAAGUGAUGCAGAUCUUUGCACUUAAAGAUCAGCUGAAUAGAAUAUACUCAGAAUCUGGUAUCCCAAGAGCUCCAGUCUUUGAGAGUCUGGUAAAGGUGAUAGAGGGCAUGGAUUUGAUCAAGAAAGAAGUGAUGGAGAUAGUUGCACUCGAAGAAGAGAGGCGAGUCUCAACAUCUUCAAACUUGCAUAAGAGUUUGCAGAAGGUGAUAGAAGACAUGGACGUGAUCAAGAAAGAAGUUGUUGCACUCAAAGAUCAGCAAGUCUCAUCAUUUGCUAGCUCAUCAACAUCUUCUAAGGAAUCUUCUCUUUCUAUGCUGAACAACACAACCAUGGUGGGCUUUGAUGAUGUCAUGCUCCAACUCAUGGAGAAGCUCGUUUAUGGAGAACUUGGUCGCCAAGUCAUCCCAAUCGUAGGGAUGGGAGGAAUUGGUAAGACCACUCUUGCCGAACAUGUUUAUGCACAUCAAUCUAUUAGUCGUCAUUUUGAUAUUUGUGUUUGGGUUACGAUUUCACAACAAUAUGACACAAAAGAUCUUCUUCGUGAAAUUCUAUCCCAAGCCAAUAAACAAGGGUCAAGUCAAAUAAGUAAAGAAGAUGAAAUAGGACUAGCACUCCACAAAUGUUUAUCAUAUAGAAGGUAUCUAAUUGUGUUGGAUGAUAUGUGGAGUAUUGAGGCAUGGGAGAAGCUACAACGCUAUUUUCCCGAUAAUAGUAAUGGUAGUCGGAUAAUGGUGACAACUAGGCUAUCAAAUUUGGGAUCUCAGUUGGAUACCAAUUAUGACCUUGAAAUGAAAUUUAUGGAUGAGAUUAGUAGUUGGAACAUGUUCUGCAAAAUUGUGUUUAGGGGGAAAAGUUGUCCUUUGGAAUUGGAGAAAAUUGGAAAGAAAAUUGUGCAUAGUUGCAAAGGACUUCCAUUAUCAAUUGUUGCAAUAGGUGGUCUUUUGGAAACAAUGGAACAAACAAAAGAAUGUUGGGAAUCUAUUAGGGAAAGCAUGAGUUCAUUAGUGAAUUUGGAGAAUGAUAAGCAUUGCUUGAAAAUAUUGAAGCUGAGCUACAAUCAUUUGCCAGUCUAUCUUAAACCAUGCUUUCUAUAUUUGGGAAUGUUUGAGGAGGAUAGUAAAAUUCGAGUGUCGAGAGUCAUCAAGCUAUGGGUUUCGGAAGGGUUUCUAAAACCAAUAAGCGGCAAGAGUUUGGAAACAAUUGCAAAAGAGUACUUAGAUGAACUAGUUAACAGAAAUCUGAUUAUCAUUCACAAGUUGGGGUCAACUGGAAACAUGAAGUACUGCAAAAUCCAUGAUCUAUUAAGAGACCUUUGCAUAAAAGAAGCUCAAAAGGAGAGGUUUUAUGAUGUGGUCAGGCCACAUAGUCCUCAAGGCACGUGUAGCCAACGACGUGUAGCUAUUCUGGGAAGUACUUCAAAGGAGAAAGUGAUAGAUGCCAUGAAAUCUAGACCAUAUGCUCGUACAUGUAUAAGUGAUUCUGAAAAAGUUGAACUAUUGUCGUAUUGGAAAUUGUUGAGGACAUUGAGACUACGCGAUGAGGGUCGAUUUCCUGGGCACUCUCUGGAAAAAUUAUAUGAGUUGGUUAACUUGAGGCUUCUUGUAGUUCGUUUUCACUACUUUAGCCAAGUUCUUUCUUCCUUGAAUUUUCUCUGGAGUCUACAAACAUUAAUUGUUUUUUCUUCUGAAAUAACAAUUAAUGCACCAGUUGAAAUUUGGAACAUGUCUCAACUGAGGCAUGUUAAGGCCGAGGAUUCAAUGUUGCUUCUCCCGGAUCCUCCGAGUGACAACAUUGUGAUCAUGGAGAAUCUACAAAGCCUGAAAGGAAUACUGAAUUUAAAGUGUGAUGAGAUGAUGGUUCGUAGAAUUCCCAACAUUAAGAAAUUGGGACUUCAGUAUUACGGAGAUGGAAUUACUGGAUUUAGGGAAAUCGAGUCUCAUGGCGAUCACUUUUGUGUCCAGAAUAUCAAACUUCUGCAAAAGCUGGAAUCUCUUAGCUGCGCGUUUAGGGAGCCUUCAAGAUCUGAUUUGUUUCGAAAGCUUACCUUUCCGCACUCUCUUAAGAGUCUGACUCUUUCGAUGUUUGUAAAUAAAAUUGAAGACGUAUUGGAUAAGGUAAGUACGUUACCUCUUCUUCAAAAGCUCAAGCUGAGAGGUGGAUACUUUGCAACACGCAAAUGGGAAACAGUUGAAGACGGGUUUCUUAGUCUCAAAUUUUUGUCACUAGACAUCAGAACUUUGGAAUGUUGGACGAUGGAAAGCUCUCACUUCCCAUGUCUCGAGCACCUUCAUCUUCGCGACAUGCACCAUUUGAAGCUCCCUGCAGAAGUUGGUGAAAUUCCGACACUGAAAUCCGUGGUGUUGAGGGAAUGCAGCAUAUCAGCAGCGAAGAGUGCGAAGAGAGUGGUAGAGGAACAAGAGGAAUUGCAAGGAGAAGAUCAACUAUCCUUUAAAGUUGAAGUUAAAAUCAGCUGCAGUGAGGACUAUACGCUGCUGCGGAGCUUGGCAACUCCCAACUUCAAAGUUGUUUGA